Eleginops maclovinus (Patagonian blennie) is the source of this 1393-nucleotide messenger RNA. It is a transcript of the gene slc25a11, whose product is annotated as solute carrier family 25 member 11. Gene Ontology annotation, molecular function: transmembrane transporter activity. Lineage: Eukaryota; Metazoa; Chordata; Actinopteri; Perciformes; Eleginopidae. The record is from RefSeq and is a predicted model, not a curated record. The coding region runs from base 184 to 1098 and encodes 304 amino acids. The transcript is spliced from 9 exons. Gene Ontology annotation, biological process: transmembrane transport.
UGUGACUGGGACCCUGAAGGCAACAGAACAAUCCUCACCUACUGAUUGGUCAGCCGGCUCUCCGUGUCUCCGGAACUAUUCGCUCCAGAGGGUCACCUUGCAGCUUCUGAUCCGCUUCAGAGGCUCCACAGACCGGCAGAGAGAGGCUCUUCUCACCGGGGACUGAUCCACCGAUCCGGAAACAUGGCGGAGGCGAAGCCCAAGACCUCCCCGAAGGCAGUGAAGUUCCUGUUCGGAGGACUAGCUGGUAUGGGGGCCACAGUGUUUGUGCAGCCUCUAGACCUGGUGAAGAACCGGAUGCAGCUGAGCGGUCAGGGGACGAAGAGUAGGGAAUAUAAGACCAGUUUCCACGCUCUGGUGUCCAUCCUGAGGAACGAGGGGGUGGGUGGCAUCUACACUGGUCUGUCUGCAGGGCUGCUGCGUCAGGCCACCUACACCACCACCCGGCUGGGGAUCUACACCAUCCUGUUCGAGAAGAUGACCGGCUCCGACGGGCGGCCGCCCAACUUCCUGCUCAAGGCGCUGAUCGGGAUGACGGCCGGGGCCACGGGGGCGUUUGUUGGGACCCCAGCGGAGGUGGCUCUGAUCCGGAUGACGGCUGACGGACGUCUCCCUGCAGAUCAGAGGAGAGGUUACAGUAACGUGUUCAACGCUCUCGCUCGCAUCACCAGAGAGGAGGGGGUCACCACUCUGUGGAGGGGCUGUAUUCCCACGAUGGCUCGGGCGGUGGUGGUGAACGCAGCUCAGCUCGCCUCGUACUCUCAGUCCAAACAGGCUCUGCUGGACUCAGGGUACCUGCAGGACGGUAUUCUGUGUCACUUCUGUGCCAGUAUGAUCAGCGGACUGGUGACCACAGCGGCCUCCAUGCCUGUGGACAUCGUGAAGACCAGGAUCCAGAACAUGAGGAUGAUUGACGGGAAGCCCGAGUAUAAGAACGGUCUGGAGGUCCUGCUGAAGGUGGUGAGGAACGAGGGCUUCUUCUCGCUGUGGAAAGGCUUCACUCCGUACUACGCUCGCCUUGGGCCGCACACCGUGCUCACCUUCAUCUUCCUCGAGCAGAUGAACCGCCUCUACAAGACCCACGUGCUGGACCGCUAAAACACACACACACACACACACACACACACACACACACACACACACUCACACUCACACUCACACACACACACACACACACACACACACACACACACACACACACACACACACACACACUGUAUUCAGAAUUGUUUUUAUAAGGAAAAGAGUGUAAGAUAUAAAUCGUCACUUAGUGAUGUUAAUAAAUAAUAAUGAUGAAAAAAGUCUUAUUUGUGAAACCAUGAUCUGUGCAAGGCAUUAUGGGAUGGCUGUGUAACCAUGACAACGGCCAAGUGAAUAAAGGAAUGGAGCCUCA